GUUUUUAAUCUAAAUAUGGACAGGAAUAUUUGUAAAACUAACUUAAGAAAAAAAAACUUCUAUAAUUUUAUCAAUCCAGAGGGAAAUUCAUACAUCAGUAACCAGGCUUCUCCUACACAUAAUAAAAUCAAAAUAGAAAAUUCACUAAAUACAAAAUAUGUGCCCUGUCCUCACAUGGGAACUUUUGCAGUAAACGUAACUUUGUGGCAUUCUUGCUGCGGCGGGCAAGAGGGAGGGUACAGAUAACACUGGUGCAGAAGUGCACAAUGCAAAACAACAAAAAGACCCCCCAACCCCCAAGAAAAAGGAAAGAAAGAAAGAAGAAUGGGGGACUCAACACUCCAAGGUCUCGCAGCUCUCCCGAGUAUGCGUACAUAAUGAAGCGGCGUGGGGAGGAUCCGGAAACGGUUUUUGCGUCCCCGCAGCGGCGCCUCGGUGGCAACGCGGAGGCUUUCCAGCAUCGUGUCCUGGCCCCUGCUCCAGCUCCGGCUGUGUACGAGGCCGUGUCUGACAACAUGCAGCCCACAGCAGGCGUCCAGUACUCCGUCCCACAAGGAUAUCAGGUUCCCACGGUGGCCCAGAACAGUGGCGGGCAUGGGCACACUCCAAGCCCAGCUGUCCAUGGGGGUUCCCACCACCACAGCCCGGCAGUGCAGUCCCACGGGCCCUCGGUGAUGUCAGGGCACACCCAUACAGUUGCUCCUCAGGCCUCUGCACAGGGCCAGCAGCAGUUUCAGAGACUCAAGGUGGAAGACGCUUUGUCUUACUUGGAUCAAGUGAAGCUGCAGUUUGGCAACCAGCCACAGGUCUACAACGACUUUUUAGACAUAAUGAAAGAGUUCAAAUCCCAAAGUAUUGACACUCCCGGAGUGAUCAGCAGAGUGUCACAACUCUUCAAAGGUCAUCCUGACCUCAUCAUGGGCUUCAACACUUUCCUGCCUCCGGGCUACAAGAUCGAGGUCCAGACCAACGACCUAGUCAAUGUGACAACACCGGGUCAGAUCCACCACAUCACCCCACAUGGCAUUUCAGUCCAGAACAUCCCCGUAUCAGGAGCUGCUCCCGCUGCUCCCCCACCUCAGCCUCCGCUUCCCUCGUCUGCAACCACCACCGCUCCACCCCUUCUAACACAGCCCACGCCCGCCAAGACCAGCAAGCCUCCUCAGCCCCAGGCGUUAACACCAAGCAGCCAGAGCAAUCCGUCCAUCCCUGCCUACACCUCUCCCCGCUCCCCACCUAUGCAGCUCCACCCACCACUCAGCGGGACCCCCACCGGACCACCCAUGCAGAACAACCAGCCAGUGGAAUUCAACCAUGCCAUCAACUACGUCAACAAGAUCAAAAACCGCUUCCAGGGCCAGCCCGACAUUUACAAAGCCUUCCUGGAGAUCCUGCAUACUUACCAGAAGGAGCAGCGUAAUGCCAAGGAGGCUGGAGGAAACUACACACCAGCUCUGACUGAACAGGAGGUUUAUGCUCAGGUGGCCAGGCUCUUCAAGAAUCAGGAGGAUCUACUCUCUGAGUUUGGGCAGUUUCUCCCUGAUGCCAACAGUUCAGUGCUAUUAAAUAAGACCACUGCUGAGAAGGCCGAGUCUGUACGAAACGACCACGGUGGCACUGCCAAAAAGCUUCAGCUCAACAACAAGCAGAGGCCCAAUCAGAAUGGCUGCCAGAUCCGUCGCCAUCCCACGCCAGGGGCCACACCCCCCGUCAAGAAGAAGCCGAAGUUACUGAACUUGAAAGAUUCCUCAGUGGCAGAGGCCAGCAAGCAUGGAGUCGGCACAGAAUCUCUGUUCUUUGAGAAGGUGCGCAAAGCCUUGCGAAGUGCAGAGGCCUACGACAACUUCUUGCGAUGUCUGGUCAUCUUUAACCAGGAGGUGAUUUCCAGAGCUGAACUGGUGCAGCUGGUGCUGCCGUUUUUAGGAAAAUUCCCGGAGCUAUUCAACUGGUUCAAAAACUUCCUGGGGUAUCGUGAAAUGUCCCACAUUGAAACAUACCCCAAGGAGCGGGCUACCGAGGGCAUCGCCAUGGAGAUUGAUUAUGCUUCCUGUAAGAGACUAGGCUCCAGUUACAGAGCCCUGCCUAAAAGCUACCAGCAGCCCAAGUGUACAGGCAGAACUCCACUUUGUAAAGAGGUCUUAAACGACACUUGGGUCUCCUUCCCCUCUUGGUCUGAAGACUCCACUUUUGUCAGCUCCAAGAAGACUCAGUAUGAGGAGCACAUCUACAGGUGUGAAGAUGAACGUUUUGAGCUGGAUGUUGUAUUAGAGACCAAUCUGGCUACCAUCAGAGUCUUGGAGACGGUGCAGCGGAAGUUGUCCCGCAUGUCUGCGGAGGAACAGGCCAAGUUCCGCUUGGACAACAUGCUGGGUGGCUCCUCAGAGGUCAUUCACCGCAAGGCCAUCCAGAGGAUAUACGGAGACAAAGCGCCCGACAUCAUUGACGGCUUGAAGAAAAACCCUGCUGUUUCUGUCCCCAUCGUUUUGAAAAGGUUAAAGACAAAAGAGGAAGAGUGGCGGGAAGCCCAGCGAGGCUUCAACAAGAUCUGGAGGGAGCAGAACGAGAAGUAUUACCUUAAGUCUCUCGACCAUCAAGGCAUUAACUUCAAGCAAAAUGACACCAAAGUGCUUCGAUCAAAGUCCUUGCUCAAUGAAAUCGAAAGCAUCUAUGAUGAGCGUCAGGAGCAGGGCUCUGAGGAGACCACCACACCAGUCACAGGCCCCCACCUGACACUGUCCUACGAGGACAGCCAAAUCCUUGAGGACGCAGCAGCCCUCAUCAUCCACCAUGUGAAGCGGCAGACCAGCAUUCAGAAGGAGGACAAAUACAAAAUCAAACAGAUCAUCUAUCACUUUAUCCCUGACAUGCUGUUUUCUCAGCGGGGCGAGCUUUCAGAUGUAGAGGAGGAGGAGGAGGAAGAGGAGAUGGAACUGGAGGAAGGAGCUUCUAAAAAGCACAACGGUGUCCCGGGCAGCGGGAGCCCCUCAAAGUCCAAGCUGCUGUUCAGCAACACGGCAGCGCAGAAGCUGCGCGGCUGCGACGAUGCCUACAACCUCUUCCUCGUCAACAACAACUGGUAUGUCUUCCUGCGGCUGCACCAGACACUCUGCUCACGUCUGCUGCGGCUGUACGAGCAGGCGGAGCGGCAGAUCGAAGAGGAGGUCAGGGAGCGGGACUGGGAGAGGGAAGUCCUGGGGCUCAAGAAGGAGAAAAAUGACAAUCCAGCCAUCCAGCUAAGACUGAAGGAGCCCAUGGACAUUGAGGUGGAAGAUUACUACUCUGCUUUCUUGGAGAUGGUUCGGAAUUUGCUGGAUGGCAACAUGGAAGCAUCUCAGUACGAGGACUCUCUGAGGGAAAUGUUCACCAUUCACGCUUACAUCGCGUUCACAAUGGACAAGCUCAUCCAAAGCAUCGUCCGGCAGCUCCAGCACAUUGUGAGUGAUGAGAUCUGCGUCCAGGUAACAGACCUCUAUCUGGCAGAGAGCGCCAGCGGAGCCACUGGAGGAAGCUUGUCCACACAGUCCUCCAGGAGCUCCGCAGAGACGAUCUAUCAGCGGAAAGCUGAGCAGCUCAUGUCUGACGAGAACUGCUUUAAGGUGAUGUUUUUGAGAAACCGAGGACAAGUGCAGCUCACGGUGGAGCUGCUCGACACAGAGGAAGAGAACUCAGACGAGCCCAUGGAGGCCGAGCGUUGGUCUGAUUAUGUGGGACGCUACUUAAACCCAGAUUCCACAACUCCUGAGCUGAGGGAGCACCUCGCUCAGAAGCCAGUUUUUCUUCCCAGGAAUCUGAGACGGAUCAGGAAGUACCAGAAGGGCCGAGAGCAGCUGGACAAGGAGGCCUGCGAGGGUGGCAAGAAAUCGCUGGAUAAGGAGAAAAUGGAGUGCAUGUUCAAAUUAAACUCGUACAAGAUGGUCUACGUCUUUAAGUCUGAGGAUUACAUGUACCGACGCACUGCCCUGCUGCGAGCUCACCAGUCACACGAGAGGGUGAGCACGCGACUACACAAACGCUUCCAGGCCUGGGUGGAGGCGUGGGUCAAAGAGCACGUCACCCGCGACAUGAGCGCCGAGACCAACAAGUGGCUGAUGGGCGAGGGACGUGAAGGCCUAUUGCCCUGCAGCACCACCCGUAACCCAGAGGUCCUUCACUUCAUGAACAUCAACAAGUACCGUGUGAAAUACAGCACACCUAGCAAGGCACCGUAGCCAGCCAGACCCACGAGGACAAACGGAAGCAGACUGACUUUUGGGGGGUUUAGGUCUGAUAUCAAACAGGUCAGGAAUAGAGGUAGGGACGAAGGGUUGUCGAUGUGUUUUUAAAGCGGACAUGGGAGCACAAUUAAGCUAGCUGCCGUGUGUGUUGAAACCGGGGCGGCAGGAUUACUGAAAUCUUUUUUUUCUUUUUUCUUUUUUUAACCAGCGUUUUUAGCUGGGCCCUUUUUUUUUUUUAAAUUUAUUUUUCCCCAGGGCCUUCGGUGCCAAAACUUAGGAAUGGUCAUGUUCCAGUCGCAGACCUGAGCUCUCACCAGCACUCAGAGCCACGUCACAAACUUCCUUGAGCCUUUACGACAGAGCUUAGCGACAUAAGAAAAGAGAGUGUGGUGCUUUUUUUACUUUAUCACAGCUGAGGUUCAAUUCAGCCUUAGACGGUGUGAAGCCAUCCAAGUAAUCGAGUUCCAUCAAAAUCAAAUACACAGGGAUUUAUUUAUGAAAGUGUUAUUCUGUAGUAUUCACUGAGAACAAUAUGAUGGACAAGUGCACUUAUUUUGAAAAAAGGGGGAAACGUUUCAGAAGUUUUGUUGCCCAGAUUGAAGGUUUGGGGGGAGCUCGGUAAAGUCUGAGAGAUCUGGUUCAGACAUUCCUGUGUUACGGCCAAAUCACAAUCAUGUCUCAUCAAGCAGACGGAAAGAGGGUUACAGUUUCUUUUCCAAAACACAUGGCAGCAUUAUUAGAAACGGUGCCUGAGCUCCAAACCGCGUUGUCGGGUUAACAUAGAAAAAAGCACUGUUACAUCUAAUGUUUAAAAAAAGAAGGGGCCUCACAACACUGUUUGGUCUCAGACUGUAAAAUUGUAUAGCUCGUGAAUGUCAGAUACUGACAUGUAUUCCAGUGUAUGUGUUGUGUAUAUAUAUUAUAUAUAGUUCUAUUAACACACACGAUCCUCGCCGCCCUGGAAGUCAACCUUUUUAAGAUGCCCUCCGCCAAUACACCAGCUUUAACACACUCAAAUACGAACACACACACAAACACACACACACACACACAUGCACAUCUUGCUCAUGCCCUCAUGUUGUAAAUACACUGUGUAUAUAGUCUCAGACUUUUUUAUGACAGAUCUGUGUUGUUGUGCUAGUAAUACUUUCCAAGCUUACUGUGGACUUUAGUGAUAAAUGGCUAAAGUUAGUAUGUAUAUGAAAAAGAUAAAUGCAAGACCAUUUAUUACCGUUUUUACCAAAGGGAGUUGAUUCUAAAAUAGCCGUUUUUGCCCCCUUUGUGUGUUCCUUUAUGUCUUUUGCUUUUUAAUUUCUGUAGUUAAACAUGGGGGGUGGGGGAGGUGAGUAGAAAUGUAUCCAGGCCUUUCCGUUUAUAGACACAAAAACAUCUUUUCUUUUCCGAGUGUGACAUUUGGUUUCAAUAAAAUCACUGCCCCCAAUUUCUGACAACCGACACCGUCCGUGGUGAUGGUGGGACUCAUUUUAAAGUUCAGUGGACUCCACCACAGUCUCACGUUGUGAUGCACGCUUCCUUCCCUGGAUAGAUUUCUGCUGCAAACAUCACCCCACACCAUAUUUUUGAUAAUGGAAGAAGUCACUUGAGCAUGUCUUUAGUCCCUUUAUUUAGACAUUAUUUAAAGUAAUAAUAAAAAUGACAUUUGUAGCCUACUGAGA
Messenger RNA from Oreochromis aureus, 5890 nucleotides. It is a transcript of the gene sin3aa, whose product is annotated as SIN3 transcription regulator family member Aa. Gene Ontology annotation, molecular function: transcription corepressor activity. The transcript is spliced from 21 exons. Gene Ontology annotation, biological process: negative regulation of transcription by RNA polymerase II. The coding region runs from base 267 to 4208 and encodes 1313 amino acids. Gene Ontology annotation, cellular component: chromatin. NCBI's taxonomy places the organism in Eukaryota, Metazoa, Chordata, Actinopteri, Cichliformes, Cichlidae. The record is from RefSeq and is a predicted model, not a curated record.